AUGGUGGAUGUUGAGGAUCUCUCUGUGGAUCACGAGCCAGAUCCAAGCGACGUGACGACAUAUGAAGUGGAACGAGCCACCACGGCUCUGAAGCCUCGAGUCGAACACCAGAAGAAAAUUGUCAUGGACAAACUCAAGAAAUUUCGGAAGCAAUGCUCUCGUGAGGAAAAAUACAAGAAAGUUUCAAAGAAGAAGAAACCCUAG
Arabis nemorensis is the source of this 204-nucleotide messenger RNA. The record is from the annotation of a GenBank genome assembly. NCBI's taxonomy places the organism in Eukaryota, Viridiplantae, Streptophyta, Magnoliopsida, Brassicales, Brassicaceae.